UCGAACAUAUCAGAGACAAGUACCUUUUCGGAAGGCCAUUUCUCCGUCUGAAUGAGGAGUUUCUCUCCGUUUCCUCUAAAGUAAUCAGUCUCGAUUCUCACGAUUCACACCAAAUCCAGGCGAAGUUCUCUGUUAUAUAGAUUCGUAAUGCCUCUGUCUGUUGAUCUUAGAGAAAUGCUUGAAAUAAAGUUCGUUGCCUCGAUGCUACAAUUUACUUUUUACAUUUGAUCUCUACUGUUUCCUUAAUGUUUGCAGGACUAAAGUAUUAGUUCAAUCUAUCAUUGCUGAUGGCAGAAUCUCAGAAGGGAGCUUCUUCAUCUGUCAAUUCAAAAGAGAAAGAUUCACUUCUGGAUAUGGAAAUUGGGAAGGACUUUCUUAGCUCCUGGAAAUCAAUGUCUGUGGCAGAAGAUGACGCCAUGGAUUUUGACUUUAACACCGUAACCAAAGGAAAGAAAAAGACAUUCAAUUUUGACAAAUUGGAUAUGGAUUUUGGUCUUGAUGGUGAUUUUGACAAGAUUUCAUCAUUCAAAGUAGACAUGUCAGAUCUUGAUAUCUCUUCCCCGUUGAACAAAACUGGAAAGGAAAGAUCUAAAGGUGAAUCUGCCACUGGAAAUCACCAAGGCAAACAAGAUCGCAUGACCUUCUCUUUUGAUUUUAAUGAGUUGGAUAGUUUUGGUUUUGGGCCAAACCUAAUGAAAGAAGAAAAAAUAUCUAAAGAAAACCAAGAUAGCAAAGGAGCUUCAAAUAGAAGUGAGUUCCAAGGUUCUGCAAUCCACCUGAAUGAAGAAAUUGGUGCAAUAGUAGAUGAUGUAUCCUCAAAGCUUCCGGUAUCAGGGGGUGUGACCACUUCAAAGAUUGAGACUCUGCCUGGAGGUCAUGGGGAUCUUGAUCCCAUAAGUGAGGAUUGCCCUUCGAAAUCAGUGGCACAUUACAAUUGCCCUCCAAAAUCUGCAACUGUAGGAAAUCUAGUUGCAUCACAGAGAGCAAGAACUUCCUCAGAGAAAACUAGUACUACCAGGACACAAGAAAAAGACCAAGAAAAUCACUGCUCAGAUGAGACAAUUCCCCCAGAACCAUAUGUUCUGGAAAAGACCCAGGAUAUUUCUGCCCAAUCUGCAUCUGGCCACGAGUCAACUCGAGAUACUGGCUCAGAAUUAGAGGGGGAAGUUAGUUCUCUGGUAAAAAAAGUGAGUACCAGCUCAGAUGGAGAACAGAAUGUUAAUGGCAAAUUGGUAGCUGGGUUGGGAUCUAAACAAGAAAAAUUGCAGUUGGAGAACCCCCCUCCACAACAUAUGGCAAGAUCACUGAGCAAUGAUGGUGAAAGGAAUAGGUUUGGGAUUGAAGAUCAUGCUCCAACAGGCAGUAUAGUUGACGCUGAACCAGCUCAGGCUGAUUCAGUUUUUGAAGAUACUUCCUUCACAUGUGUCUCAAAGGAAUCACUGCAUGACUCAGUGAUCAACAGAGAAAAACAGAAUUCAAAUUCAAAGCUCCUUUUGGCCCCAUUGAGCUGUGGAACCAUGGUCAAUAAGUUGAUUUCAGUGAAAGCAGAAGACACUGGUGUUAUCCGGUCAAAGUUUUUCAAGAAAUCAGAUGAAACUAAAUCCCUGCCGCCGCAGGCAUUAUCAACUCAGACAAAACAUACCUCAUUUGGCAGCAAAAGAUUUGGUGUGCAACUAAAUCCUACAGAUGAAAGAAGAGAAGGUGUUGAUGCUAAAGAUGGAGAAAAUGGGAGGAACUUGACUGGUAUUCCAUGGUCACAUUCUCGAGAACUAAACAAAGGUGAACCUGUUCAUUCCGAAAGUGGAAAUAGUAUUAAGGGCCUCAAGAGUAUCAGCAGAGAGUCCUUCAACGCUGAUGGUGCACAAAACAGGAUUAAGUUGAUUGGUUCUUCAAGGCCACUUGAUGGAGAAGUAGCAAAAGGAAAACCUGUUUCAGGUGAAAGUGAAAAGAACAGUAAAGAUCUUGAUACUUCCAGCUCUGAGGUAAAUCCUCCCAGCUCAAUUGAGAAGACGAAUAAAUCUAUCACGCAGAAUUAUAUAAAUCCCAGACUUCAGGUUUCUAGCAUGGUGUCUGUUAAGAACUUGAAUAAAGUUUGUGAUGAAGGGAAUAUAACCUCUCCUUUAAAAGUUGAUAGGAGGACACCUGGUCUCUCAAGUUUGAAGAUUUCAAGGACUAUGGGAACAAGUCAUGAUCCAAGUUCUACAAGUCAGAAAGAAAUUAAAUCCUUGAAAAAUUCUGAUAACAACAUGGAAUUAAAAGGAAAUAUAACUUUCAAGGGGGCCCAUUCUGUUGGCUCUGGGAAGCAAACACCACCAAUCCCGUCUCUGAAGCGGAAAACACCUGAGGAACCAAAUGCAGAUUUUCUGACCUUAAAUCCCUCGAAACGUCUCUCAGAGUCACCUCCUGAAAGCAGAAAUUUUAGUGAACCCUCGGAAAGAGUUGUUGGCAAGCAGAUCUCUGCAGUUGAUAUUUCACCGAAGAUGAACAUGACAGAACUAGAGAUAUCCUCAGAAAUAGAAAAUGAUGGCAAUGUUGAAAAGGCAGAGGCCUGUACAAAGGAGCUUGAUGAUAUCUGCAGCAUGCUGAAAAAGAAAGGCGAGGAGGCUAAAGAAAUUUUAGUUCGUGCUAUUGUAAACAACAAUAACCUUCUGAUGCUCAACCAUCCAAUCUAUGAAGAGAAGAUCCGCAUGGUUAAGAAGUUUGCUGCCCAACUGAUGUCCUAGGAGAAUCACAUGUGAACAUGAGUAGCUAUAACAGCAGUUUAUCAUAUAAUGAAUAAGGAUGCUUACUAAAUCAGGUCAAGAUCAAACUAAUCGAAGACCCAUCUAAAGUUUGCUCCCAGUUUCUGCUCAAAAGAAUCCACCUCACAAAAUGUUAAUGCUUCAGAUUUGUCCUCAUGCAGAUUCAUACUUUCAGGUUGUAUAAUAAUUUUAGAAAGAGCUUUCCCAGUUAUAAUGAAGUGUUUUCUAGUUCUUCACAUUGGAUUUGCGUUGGUCCAUAGACUGGUCUUCCAUUUGCUGGCAUUGCUGCUGUGCACUAGUAAUCUACUCUCCCAAAAGAGGCAUAUGAGCUCCACAUUCUACCUAGUUGGGGGCCAGAGACAUAGACUCUGAAAAAUAAACAUUUCAGCGUUAGGGGAUCGGAUGGUCCUUUAUUGCCAUGCAAUGGAAAAGCACAUUUUAUCAUAAUGUAAAUUUGAGUUGUGACAUGAAUAUCAGAUAACUUGGUGAAGCCCCAAGGUAAUGUUGCAGUAUCAUUUGUCUGUGCAUGAUUUACAUUUUUAA
This is a messenger RNA of Cornus florida, 3284 nucleotides long. RefSeq lists its product as uncharacterized. NCBI's taxonomy places the organism in Eukaryota, Viridiplantae, Streptophyta, Magnoliopsida, Cornales, Cornaceae. The transcript has 17 exons. The record is from RefSeq and is a predicted model, not a curated record. Bases 288 to 2723 code for a protein of 811 amino acids.